AAUGUGCUAUUUCUCCUCUUCCCAGUGUCUCAGUUUAAAAUGGUGAAUUACUCUUACGACGAAGACCUGGAGGAGCUGUGUCCGGUGUGCGGAGAUAAAGUGUCGGGGUACCACUACGGGCUGCUCACCUGCGAGAGCUGCAAGGGAUUCUUUAAGCGGACGGUGCAGAAUAACAAGAGGUACACGUGUAUAGAAAACCAGAACUGCCAGAUUGACAAAACCCAGAGGAAGCGAUGCCCUUACUGCCGAUUUCAAAAAUGCCUCAGUGUUGGAAUGAAACUAGAAGCCGUGCGAGCUGACCGAAUGCGCGGCGGCAGAAACAAGUUUGGACCGAUGUACAAGAGAGACAGGGCGCUGAAGCAGCAGAAGAAAGCUCUCAUCCGAGCAAAUGGACUUAAACUGGAAGCCAUGACUCAGGUGAUCCAAGCUAUGCCAACCGACCUGACAAUAUCCUCUGCGAUCCAGAACAUCCAUUCUGCCUCCAAAGGCCUACCUCUGAACCAUACUGCCUUGCCUCCCACAGACUAUGACAGAAGCCCCUUUGUAACCUCUCCAAUUAGUAUGACGAUGCCACCCCACGGCAGCUUGCAAGGUUACCAAACAUAUGGCCACUUCCCAAGCCGUGCUAUCAAGUCCGAGUACCCCGACCCUUACACUAGCUCGCCAGAGUCAAUAAUGGGCUACUCAUACAUGGAUGGUUAUCAAACAAGCUCACCAGCAAGUAUUCCGCAUCUGAUAUUGGAACUCCUGAAAUGUGAGCCAGACGAACCGCAAGUCCAAGCUAAGAUCAUGGCAUAUCUGCAGCAAGAGCAAGCCAACAGAAGCAAACACGAGAAGCUCAACACAUUUGGGCUCAUGUGUAAAAUGGCUGACCAAACCCUAUUCUCCAUCGUCGAGUGGGCUAGGAGUAGCAUCUUUUUUAGAGAACUUAAGGUAGGUAACAAUUUCACAUUGUUUUAUUUAAGAAAGAUGAUUUUUAAUGCUGUACUUUGAACAAGAAAGCAUGGU
Molecule: messenger RNA, 1008 nt
Organism: Meleagris gallopavo (turkey)
Lineage: Eukaryota; Metazoa; Chordata; Aves; Galliformes; Phasianidae
Source: RefSeq, a predicted model, not a curated record